CAAUAUCAAACUCAUAUAUGAUUUAAAGGUGGCCCUUCUACCGUAUCUACCGGCAUUAGAUACGGCCAGAUGCGCGAGGAUCGCGCACGAAAGCGCAAGAACAGUGACUGCGACCCGGCGUCGAUGUCAGUAUCUGUUGUGGCACCUCCCCCUUUUGCCUUGUCACAGCAACACGUGCUUGUGGGGCCAGAAUCAUCAAAUACGCAAGCGGACGAGCCUCGUGCUCUCAAAAGGAAGCAAGAUGAAUUAGUACAAGAGUCAACGGGUAUGUCAACGGCUGCUGCAAAGCCUUCAGCACUGGCAGCAAAACUGACGAAUAAGUUCAUUCCUGUGCAACAGAAGCCUACGCGAACAAAACCAAAUGGAGAGGGGGAAUAUCAGUUGAUAAAGAACGAGGUCCUUGUAUCACCAUAUGGCAACCAGUAUGAGGUGCUGGAGUUUCUUGGGAAAGGAACUUUUGGACAGGUAGUGAAGGCUUGGAAGAAGGGUACUAGCGAGAUCGUUGCGAUAAAAAUUCUCAAAAAACAUCCGAGCUAUGCUAGGCAAGGGCAGAUUGAGGUUUCAAUUCUGUCACGGCUCAGCAACGAAAACGCCGAAGAGUUCAAUUUUGUGCGCGCAUUCGAGUGCUUUCAGCACAAGCAUCACACCUGCCUCGUUUUCGAAAUGCUUGAACAGAACCUCUAUGAUUUUCUCAAGCAGAACAAAUUCACACCGUUACCUCUUAACAGUAUUCGUCCAAUAGUUCAGCAGGUACUAACUGCUCUCCUCAAACUAAAGUCCCUUGGCUUGAUUCACGCUGAUCUCAAACCCGAAAAUAUCAUGUUGGUUGACCCGACUAACCAGCCAUUCCGAGUAAAGGUAAUUGAUUUUGGAUCCGCCAGUCAUAGAAGUAAAGCAGUAACCAACACAUAUCUUCAGAGCAGAUACUACAGGGCGCCGGAAAUUAUUCUGGGUUUACCAUUCCGCGAAGCGAUUGACAUGUGGUCGCUUGGAUGCGUAAUUGCUGAGCUCUUUCUUGGAUGGCCUUUAUAUCCUGGAAGCAGCGAAUACGACCAAAUAAGGUUUAUUGUUCAAACACAAGGUCUACCUCCAACUGAAAUGCUUGAGAAAGCAGCAAAAUUGCAUCGUUUCUUCAAGGAAAUGAAGGCUGACAUGUCUGGUCCUGUUCAACCCACAUACUAUCGAAUGAAAACUGUCGAGGAGUAUGAGGCGUCUGGAGUACAUGUGAAAUCCAAGGAGACGAGGAAAUACAUAUUUUCCUUCUUGGACGACAUCAGCCGAGUGUGUUAUGGAUUCGAAUCAGAUCCUAUCGAGCAAAUCUGCGAUCGGCUCGAUCGCCAGGAAUUUGUCGAAAUUCUCAAGAAAAUGCUGGUGUUGAAUCAAGACUUCCGCCUUACUCCUUUGGAAGGUCUCGAACACAAAUUCGUCACCAUGGCUCAUCUUCAUGCUUACGCCAACACUAACUAUUUUCGUACCGGUAUGAAACGAAUGGAAGUGUGCGUGCGACGGCCUACAGCAGUUGUAAACUCAUCUUCGCAGCUUUUUCGUGGAGCAGCUCCAGCCACCCCAAUUGCGCAGAGUUUGCCCGCGGCGCUCCCAGCGGCUCAGCAACUUGCUCCAGCGGCGCAGCCCGAUCCUCUGAGUCACGUACUUCACCAGUAUCAGACGGUAGCAGCAGCUGCAAACCCCUCAGCAGCUGCGGCUACACAGUACUUCUACCAACCUUUAGCUACGCUGUUACCUUAUGGUCUUCCUGGAGGAUCAACAGCGUUCGCGGCAAGUUCGCGUCAACCGCAGUAUGUAUCGUUUGCACCGGCAGCGCAAUCGCUUGUGCCUCAGUUUGUUCCUGUCUCGAUCAUGGAUCCGACAGUUCUUGCAGCUCAAGCACAAGUACAGUGGCAAGGCGCUGCCGCAGCGACUGGUUCACAAUUGAUAUGGCCUGCUCCGACGAUCUUCCCACCAGCCACCGAGCUGUUCAUGCCAUCUCUACAGGCUAUGGCUGGACAACGAGCUGCCACGCAGUUCAAUCAGGUAUUUGCACCUCAGCCUCCCCAAAAAGGAUUCACCAUGCCGACCGCUGCACUUUCCCAGCCGCAGCUCGCUGCCGCGCAGAUGGCCACUGCUUUUGUAGACGAAGCUGCAUGGGCUCAGCCAAACGUUGCUGGCCUAACCGCUCAAAUGGCUGCUGCUCAUCGUAUUCCGAUGCGAACGGACCAUACCAAAUGCGGUGUAUCCGAAGCGACGAUCGCACGACGAGCAGCAGCAAAAGCAAAAGGAGUGGUACCAUCACCAGCUGUUUCCGUGAUAACGAUUAGCUCUAGCGAAGAAGAUGAACAAAAUGGGAACAGUGUUGCAUCCGAAGCUGGGAGUUCGACGGCAAUACGUCGUCCAACAGCGAAAUGUGCAGUAGUUCGCCCGAUGGUCGAAGUGAAAAGGGAGGCCCCAGAUCACCGGGAAUAUUUGGAAUCAGUAGUUUGUAUAGUGAAUGAUCGUCAUUGUUUGUUUGACUCCUCAUGGCAUUCAAACAGUGCUUUUCCAAUGGGUUAACGUGAUCGGACUUCACUAAUUGUUUUAUUUUCAUCGGAUGUGUUGUACAAAAAUAAGCACAUCAUUGUAUAUUAUACUCAACAUUAUAUAGUUUUCUUGCGUGGUCCUCGUUCACUGUAAAAAAAACAUGCCCUUUCUCAAUCGUACUAAUAUUUUUUCUAUUAUGAAGGGUUGUCAUUCUGUUACUGUUUAUUCCUCUCAUUGACUGUGUAAAGUGACUCUUUCCUUUCAAUUCUUCAAUGUUAUCAUUUUUGUAUGUCGUCUUUAAUUUUCUUUUGCUCGCAUCAUUAUAAGGUCUUUUGAGAUCCAUUCGAUUGUAUUAAUAUUUUGGUUUCGCAAACUUAUAGAUUCUCAACGUCUUAUUAGCUUGUCGUGUUUCAAUUGUUCCUUUUGAAGGUGUCAUCUGUGUUACCCCUUAAAGUCAUAUUUUCCAUAGGCACUCGUAUCAAAUUACGAGUUAUAAUGUUAAAAGUAUAUAAAAUGGGUGGUAAAUCGUGUUCUAGGCGAUUUAGUUUUCCUUUAUUAUUAUUGUCUCUUCACAGUCGCGUCAUUCUUCUCUCCAUUUGAAUUUCUACUACUUCUUGUCACGUGUAUUCGUUUUUUUUUCUCUUGUUUUCAAAGACGGAAGCUUAAUAGAUAUAUGUAUCGUUAGCCAUUGCUUUACUCCAUGGUCUAGCAGAUUUUAUCGUGGUAGAUCUGGGUAUGAUUAUGUGUAUUCCUACAUCACAAUGUUAUGCUGUGUUGAACAGACUUAGUGGUGGUGAUUUCAAGUAAUAAAUGUUGUUGCCCAC
Molecule: messenger RNA, 3338 nt
Organism: Cylicocyclus nassatus
Lineage: Eukaryota; Metazoa; Nematoda; Chromadorea; Rhabditida; Strongylidae
Source: the annotation of a GenBank genome assembly